GCGGCUGCCUCGACGCCCCGGUGCGCGUCACCCCCCCGGCGGGGGGCGAUGGCAGAGGCGAGCGUCGGGUGGGCGGCAAUGGAGGGCGACCUGAGUGCGGGGUGGAGAAGAGGGCCCCCCAGGGGCCCCUGAGGGCCCCUUUCGGGUCCCUGCUGGCUCCAGAAGGGUCCCUCGAGGGCUCCUUUUGGACCCUGUGUUUCCACCCCUCACUCGGGCAGGUCGCCCCCCAUCACCACCCGCCCGAAGAGCAAGGACGGGUUGUGGGCGGAGGGGAGUCUCUUGGACAAGGCGGACAAGGCGUUGAGCCGGCCCAUUUUCCAGCUGAGGCUGCCAGAGUUCGCGGAGGUCGCAUUGGCCGUGCCAGGCGCGUGGAUGGGACUCCCGUUCGCGUUCUUGGGCCCCACGCCGUUGUUGUUGGCGUGGCUCUCCGGGAAAGGUGGCCCUUGGGCAGGCCCCGUCGCGGGCGCCAGCUGGAUUGUGGGACUCGUAGCUUUUGCGGGCGGCCUUGCAGGCUGGUGGGGGUCGUCCAAGUCCUUAAAAAUGUCACUUGUGGCCAUGCCUCUCCUCGCCGCCGCUCUGCUGCUGGCAGUGGAGCCUGCGGGGAGGAGCGUGGCGCUCACGAGCUUCUCCUGCUCCUGCCUAGCCGGGCUCGCGACGCUUCCGCCCAAGAGACUGUUCAGACGCAAGCGCCCGAUCGUGGCGUUGGCCAGUCAGGUGACCCAGCGGCGCUCGGUGCUGCUAGGGAAGUACAUGGACACCCUGCUGUCGGAGAACCAGCGUAUGGAAUCGCACCCGUCUGGAGACACCGCCGUAAUGGCGGCCAACGCCGUCGUCUUGUGGGCCAUCGUCGGCGGCGAUACCGCAUUUCCCGUCGCGGUGGCGGCGACGCUCACCUGCGGGUUCGGCCGGAUGUAUUUCUGGGCUCACCACCUUCUCGACGUCACAGUUGGUGGAGCUCUUGGUCUCGCGGUGGCAUUGGCCUGCCUGCGGCUGAAUUUCGGAUCCGGCUGGGGGAGCUGCGCGAUCAGUUAUGUCGGAUUCGUGGUGAGCGCUGCGAUAUACUUAAAGAGUUUGAAGGUGAAGUGA
Prorocentrum cordatum is the source of this 1086-nucleotide messenger RNA. NCBI's taxonomy places the organism in Eukaryota, Dinophyceae, Prorocentrales, Prorocentraceae. The record is from the annotation of a GenBank genome assembly.